Oryzias melastigma (Indian medaka) is the source of this 2441-nucleotide messenger RNA. RefSeq names its product tandem C2 domains nuclear protein. The record is from RefSeq and is a predicted model, not a curated record. Gene Ontology annotation, cellular component: nucleus. Lineage: Eukaryota; Metazoa; Chordata; Actinopteri; Beloniformes; Adrianichthyidae.
CCGGAGAGCAGCCGCAUUUCUGCACGCCAGGAGAGCAGGACGCACGGGAACACCGCGCGCGCACAGGUGAUCCUCUCAGCCAUGGAGUGCUUCAAAAACUGCUGCAAGAACUUCCUGCAGAAGAGUGAGAAGGAGCAUGAAACCCAAGUCAUCACCAUGACGAUGCCUCCGAACAAGACGGGAGGCUCAGAGGACGAAAAGAGGAGGCCGGUCGCCGACGACUACCUGCUGUCGAAGCUGCCCCCCGACGGCAGAGAGGUGCCCUUUGUCGUGCCGACAUACGUCCAGCCCAGAGUGAAGCCCCCCAGUCCCGGCGCCCGGCCCCCCCACCACACUUCUGCGAGGUGCAUGUACACGCAGAGGAAGGCGGAGCUUAUGAGCCCCACCUACUUCAGCUUCAGUCCAGAGGGGCUCUUCCAUCAGGGAGACGUGUCGGCGUACUCCUCACCCGGCUCCGCCCGCCGGGAAACACUGAAGAGCCCCCGCCCCCACAGCCCAGGAUGGAGCCCAAAGGCGGGAAGCCAGCAGCGUCUGAGCAGCUCCUUGCUGGAUCUGUCCAGCCUCCGGACCUCCGGGCAGGGUUUGGGCUCCACCUCCAGCACCUUGAGCAGCACGUCGUCCAUGAGGAGCUCCAUGGAGAGCAGCAUGGAAUCCGUCGCCCUGUCCGGAGACGAGCAGCAGAUUGGAAAGAUUUGUGUGCGGCUGAGUUAUCAGGAGGAUGUGGAGCAGGUGUGGAUAACUCUGACUCAGUGCUCAGAUCUCAAUCUGGAUGCAGACGGAGCCGAAGAACCAAAGGUUGCUUUCAAAGGCUUCAUCACCGUCCCCAAACCCAUUCAGUUCAAAACCUGCACCAGAGGCUACAGUCCGGAUGUGAGCUUCAUGCAGAGCUUCGUGUUUGCGCUGCGUCUGGAGCAGCUGCGCAGCAGCGCGCUGGUGCUGCGGCUGCAGGCGCACGGCGCCCGCAAGCGCACGGUGGCGGAGAGCGUCCUGUCGCUGCGAACGCUCGGUCCUCAGGAGUCUGAGCACUGGCUGGUCCUCAAAGCUGCCUCCAAAUCCCCCGUGUGCCACUCCGAGCUGCAGCUCAGCACCUGCUUCCAGCCGGUCAACGGCCGCGUCCAGCUGCAGGUGCUGGCGGUCCAGAACCUCCCUCCCACCUCCUCGCCGCUCUCUCUCCGGUUCUUCGUCACGGCCGAGAUGCAGCAGGUGGGCGGCGUGGAGACGAAGAAGAAGAAGUCUGGAGCGGUGAAGGCGCUGGAGGGCCAGUGCCAGUGGGGGGAGACCUUCCACUUCCUGCUGGGCUCCUUGGAGCAGCCGUGCUCGCUGUCGGUCCGACUCUACAGCUACAGCUCGGUGAGGCGGAAACGCUGCCUCGGACAGGUUCUGCUGGGGUUCGAUAGCCCGGUUCCCGAGGCUGUGGAUCAGUGGAAGGACACGAUGAGCCACCCGGAGAAGGUGGUGACGGCUUGGCUCCGGCUGAGCGCUCCCUAACGCCCCGUCCUCCUUCCUCCGCUGCCACGAGGUGUUCGGACGCCAUGGGAAUCCCGGGAGCCGGCUCAGGCAUCCGCUGGUGAAUUAGGGGUUUGAACAAAGCCUUGUUUCUGGAAGGUCAGCUCAAGUUUGAGAGGAGAACUUUUACCGUCAUCCAAACUGUGUAAAUGUGAGUGAAGGGAAGCUGCUCUGAGCUUCACUCAUGAAGGAUUUCAUUAGAACUGCAGGACAACGUUCAUUUGUUCAUGUUCGUUUGCAGAGGUAGAAUCAGGAUUUAAAGCUACAUUUGUACAGAAAUUUGUCUCAGCUUUAAUUCUGAAAUGUUUAGUUUUAUCUGACAGUCGUGAGUUCAACUGAUGUUUCUAAUAGAUGAGAAUAAAACCCGUUAAUGUCUGUUUUUAUGACUCGUUCCUCAUGAAAUCUGUGUGGAUUCGCACUCCAGCAGGUCUGCAUCCUCUAACAAUGAAAGCUCCAGUUUUUUACUGACUAAAAACCCAACCGGUGUCACAGUUGGGCAAUCAGGAGGAAAUCCAGGACAGAAUCACAAACACUUUAAUCUCAGAGUCCAAGGACUUCAUUGACACAAGUCAUACCAACAAACCACACAGGCCUAAGAAAACAAAACGAGUCGACACUGAAAGCAGCAGCAGAGUUCUUUAAAAACACAGAGACUCAUUACUGAAGUGCAGGCAGCUGUGACUGCUCAGCAGGAGAAUGGGCGGAGUCACAGCAGCCUGCACAGACGCAACAGAAAAAAGUAACUUAAGAAGCAGAACGUGACAACAGAAGCCACAAAAUCUCCCCUUUUAGAAAAAUACAUGAAUUUAUACAUGUUUACAAUAAUUGACUUACAGCUGUGCUUUAUUUUGCUGUUUAUUAAAACUUUAACGUCUUUGAUAUUUGACUGAAUUAAGUUCCUUUCAAAAUAAAGUACAUCCUGUGUCAGAUAAGCU